UAAUAUCCUCGUGGGGUUGGUGAUUUGAGAGUGCAGCUCCCUAUAUUGGCAUAUUCAAGAAAAAUCCAAUCUAUUUAUGGAGUCGUAGAAUAUUAGCUACAUCCUGGCCUGCACCCAACAAAUUCCAAACUACUUUACUACCUUACAAUUCACCAUUGUUUUCGGCCUUGUACUUUUCUCUCUCUGUCAAGUCAACCCAUCUUCACCAAUUUUUCACUUUUCUGUCAAAAACCCAUAAAUUAAAUGGCUAUAUUGAACGCAAAAUCUUCACAAAAUUCAACGAUUUCUAAUCCCAAUUCGUAUUGCGCGGUGGUUCUUGGUGGCUCCUUUGAUCGGUUACAUGACGGCCAUCGCCAGUUUCUUAAGGCGGCGGCGGAGGUGGCGCGGGACAGAAUUGUGGUGGGUGUGUGCGAUGGUCCUAUGUUAACUAAGAAACAGUAUUCUAAUCUUAUAGAGCCUAUUGAACGAAGAAUGCAAAAUGUUGAAGAUUAUAUUAAGUCUGUAAAGCCGGAGCUAGUUGUGCAUGUAGAACCCAUCAUGGAUCCCUAUGGUCCAUCUAUAGUUGAUGAGAAUUUGGAGGCUAUCGUCGUUAGGUUUGUAUCUCUUCUAAGAAAUGCAAUUCUCUUUUUACUUCAAAUUUUCUCUGCAUUUUUUAGCCCU
Messenger RNA from Olea europaea var. sylvestris, 660 nucleotides. Its product is annotated as phosphopantetheine adenylyltransferase. Gene Ontology annotation, biological process: coenzyme A biosynthetic process. Gene Ontology annotation, molecular function: pantetheine-phosphate adenylyltransferase activity; dephospho-CoA kinase activity. The record is from RefSeq and is a predicted model, not a curated record. The annotation marks the transcript as partial. The transcript has 5 exons. NCBI's taxonomy places the organism in Eukaryota, Viridiplantae, Streptophyta, Magnoliopsida, Lamiales, Oleaceae.